AUGGAUGUCGCUUUUCGCCGGCGCGGUGACCGCCGACUUCGGGACGGCGGAGACGGCGCUGAUCGCCUACAGGUGUCCCAGUGCGUACGGUGUGAAUGCAUCAUCAUCAGGAUCGGCGCUGACUUGUUGCUACGUCAGCCUUCAAACGACAACUCGAAGCGGCUGGAAGCGGAGUGGAAGGCGGUGCGGUCCUCGACCGGGGUUGCCAUGAGGUGGGAUGACGACCUCGCCGACGAGUCCUGCUCGGGCCUGGGCGCGUAUCCCGCCAUCAGACUCCUCCGCGGUGGCCACCCGCCGCUGGAUUACCUCGGCCCGCGUACGAGCGAUGAGAUCCUGCGCUUUAUCGAACGGGUCGAGCGCUCCCCGCAUGGCCCCGUCAACGUCCCCGCCGAGGACGCCGUGUCUUUCCAGGACGUAGACGACUUUGUCUGCAUCGGGCACUUCCCGCCGGGGACCGCACUGCGGCAGGCGUUCGAGGCCGUGGCGGACAAGUACCGCACCGAGUUCACCUUUGGCGUCGUCGUUGUCGACGUCGACAGCCCGGGCGUCGCCGUCGCCGCCGCCGCCAACGACGCAAAAGUGGUCUGCCACAAACGAGACGACCAGAGCGUCCACACGUGGACCUCUGGCGACGACGGGCUGGAGGCAUGGCUCGUCGAGGCCUCGCGGCCCGUCAUCGCGGAGCUCACGCCCGCGAACCACCAGCGCUUCCUCGACGUGAGCCGUUCCCCCUCUCCCCUCCCCGAAACGCGCGACUGA
Molecule: messenger RNA, 759 nt
Organism: Colletotrichum higginsianum IMI 349063
Lineage: Eukaryota; Fungi; Ascomycota; Sordariomycetes; Glomerellales; Glomerellaceae
Product: Protein disulfide-isomerase
Exons: 3
Coding region: 1-759 (252 amino acids)
Source: RefSeq, a predicted model, not a curated record